AUGGACAGUUCCUACGGUAGCCCAGUUUCCUCCUUUAUCGGCGACUCCUAUGUCCGCUCUACCUGGAUUGCCUUCUUUACCUUAUGGGUCCUUUGGGGCUUAGCCUACAUCUUCCGUCACGCCUUCCUCAGAGAUGACGAGGUUGCUCCUACAGCAACGGAUCCUGCGGCGGCGGGGACAGCAGCGAAUGCAGAUCCAGAAGCAGCCAACAAGUCAUCAGGCUUUUUGUUCAAGGCGCGUUCUGGUUUUAACCGUCGUUUCCGCAACUUUUACAGUGUCCUGCGCGAUUCCUUGCUCAUGCUUCUGAGCGUGGUUGCCCUCAACACCCUUGGUGUCGGCUCUACACGCGCUGUGCUCAUUCUGGCCUGGAUCUUUGUCAUCUUUACCAUCCUGUACGCUAUUGCCGACUUUAUCUUUGAGCACCGUUUUAUCCGCAUCGGUUUCUCCACUAUCUUGUACGCCAUUGGCUUGGCCAUUGGUGGCUCUGCCAUUGCUCGUGGUUGGAAGCUGUAUUAA
Zychaea mexicana is the source of this 516-nucleotide messenger RNA. RefSeq lists its product as uncharacterized. NCBI's taxonomy places the organism in Eukaryota, Fungi, Mucoromycota, Mucoromycetes, Mucorales, Lichtheimiaceae. The transcript has a single exon. The coding region runs from base 1 to 516 and encodes 171 amino acids. The record is from RefSeq and is a predicted model, not a curated record.